UCUUCUGUGCAGACGGCGGCGACGUGAGGGAGAUGCUCUUGAUGGCUGCGGACCUGGGGAUCGUGAAUGGCGACUACGUCUUCGUUGUCAUCAACUUUGCUCCGGAUGCCAUGUUGGGAGAGAACACGUGGAUGGGACGGGACGGAAGGGAUGCGGACGCCAAGAAAGUUUUCAACGGACUGUUGAAUGUCCACGUUCACACGCCGUUACUGGAGGACUGGGACAUGCUCGAGCGGGAAGUCCGGUACCGUAUGGCAGGGCCGCCGUUCAACCGUGGGAUGCAACGAUAUGAAAAGGUUGACGUGUACGCCGCCAUGUUGUAUGACGCAGUGAUGCUGUACGCCCUGGCGCUGGAUGACGCGCUGAAGGAAGGGGAGUCUGACACGAACGGCGCCCGGGUUGCGCAACUCAUGACAGACAGGACCUUCGACGGUAUUGCAGGGAGUGUCUCCAUAGAUGAGUACGGAGACAGGAGCCCCAACUACGUCAUUCAAAACCUGAAGGGUGAUCGCUUUGAGGACAUAGCCGAAUUUGCGACGGCAAAUAAGUCGCUAGAUAUGCGGGACGUGGACAUAGUGUGGGCGGGUGGAAAGUCGGCUCCACCGAUCGACAGUCCGGAGUGUGGCUGGGACAACGAUCUCUGCGCCGACGAUUCUUUGAUGACCUUUUUACAAGAGGCAAGAUACAAAGAUCAGAUUGCUUUGGGCGCAGUUGGUUCUGCCGUAGUAUUUAUCGCCCUGGCCACAACAGUCAUAUUCUUCUGGUACAGGAAGUGUAUGCUCGAGCGGAAUUUGACUGACCAGAGUCUUUGGAUAGUCGAUUACGCCGACAUCGUCAUGCCUGAACAUCCCGUUGGUCAUUCCUCUGUAUCUCAGGGCAGUGCACGGGCAAGCAGUCAAGGUUCCCAAGUCACUGGAAGUAAGAAUAUGACUAAGAGCAUUGGUGGCCAAACUCACACGUCUAGUGGCAGCGGCACCACCACUGAGAACAUAUUCCACACCAUCAAAAGUGGAAAAACUAUCAUCGGGAAAUACAAGGGUAACAUUGUGGCCAUGAAGAAGAUAGAAAGGGAGAAGCUGGUGAUCACACGAAAACACCUGACGGAGUUCAAACAGAUGAGGGACCUGCUCCAUGAAAAUGUCAACAUCUUCGUAGGCGCUUGCAUCUACCCACCCAGAAUCUACCUCAUCACUGCCUUCUGCUCCAAGGGAAGUCUACAGGAUCUCCUGGAAAAUGACAGCAUAAAUCUUGACCAAUCCUUCAAGAUGUCCAUUGCUGUCGACAUUGCUAAGGGGAUGGCCUUCCUGCACGGGACGGUCAUCGCUUCCCAUGGCAGACUGAAGUCCUCGAACUGCGUGGUGGACAGUCGCUGGGUGGUCAAGGUGACAGACUACGGCAUGGGCGACUUCAAGUGUGACCAGGAUGACGCGGUUUGGGAGUCAGAACACGCUCGCUACACUGACAUGUUCUGGACUGCCCCAGAGCUGUUACGCUGUGCCGCCAAUGGAAACUACGGUUCGCAGAAAGGCGACGUCUACGGCUUUGGGAUCAUCCUGGCGGAGAUCGCGCUCCGGAGCGGCCCCUACAGCGCACAGUCUGUCCUGGAUCCGAAAGGCAUUAUACAAGCUGUGAAGUUCGGCCAGGAGCCCGUGUACCGUCCCGUCGUGCCGCAGGACAGCUGUCUGCACGAGAUGCACCGCCUGAUGGAGUCCUGCUGGGCGGAGCUGCCCGACCGCCGGCCAAGCUUUCAGUCCAUCAUCUCAUGGCUCAAAAAGAUGAACGGCGGAAAGUUGAUGACUGUGGUGGAUAACAUGUUCUCUAUGAUGGAGAAGUACGCCUCUAACCUGGAGGAGCUGGUCCAGGAGCGAACACAGCAACUGGACGAAGAGAAGAGGAAGACAGACGAGCUGCUCUACCGAAUGAUACCGAUUUUUGUGGCCAACAAACUGAAGGUCGGUGAAACCAUCGCACCCCAGACCUUCGAGUCCGUGACCGUGUACUUCAGCGACAUCGUGGGGUUCACCAAACUGGCAGCUGCAAGCUCGCCGCUUCAGGUUGUCGACUUUCUGAAUGACCUGUACACACUGUUUGACGGCGUCAUCGAGAAGUAUGAUGUUUAUAAGGUUGAGACUAUCGGUGACGCCUACAUGGUGGCCUCUGGGCUGCCUGAGCUGAACGGGAACCGCCACGUCAGCGAGAUCGCCACCAUGGCGCUGGAACUUCUCUCCUGCCUCAAAAACUUCACCAUACGUCAUCUUCCACAGAAACAGCUCCAGCUGCGCUGUGGCUUCCAUACAGCAUCGUCCCCCGUUCGUCUUGAAGAUGAAAGGCUCGGUCAUAUGUAG
This is a messenger RNA of Branchiostoma floridae (Florida lancelet), 2345 nucleotides long. RefSeq names its product atrial natriuretic peptide receptor 1-like. Gene Ontology annotation, molecular function: ATP binding; guanylate cyclase activity; peptide receptor activity. The transcript is spliced from 20 exons. Gene Ontology annotation, cellular component: membrane. NCBI's taxonomy places the organism in Eukaryota, Metazoa, Chordata, Leptocardii, Amphioxiformes, Branchiostomatidae. The coding region runs from base 33 to 2345 and encodes 770 amino acids. The record is from RefSeq and is a predicted model, not a curated record. Gene Ontology annotation, biological process: cGMP biosynthetic process; receptor guanylyl cyclase signaling pathway; intracellular signal transduction.